UGGCGAUUUGUGAUGUAGCCAUGAAGUAGCUUUUAGUAUCCAAUGUCCAAUGUUUGCAGGUGAGACUAAUGCGUCACACUGCACUGUCACUCUUUCAAUUGUUGAUUGAUUACGUUUAAGAAUAACACGUGGCCCGAUGACACAGACAUCGGAUUAACUUUGAUUUCCAGUCUGCGCCGUAACUGACCACCACCUGACAUUUGCUGGAUUUUCCCGAGUCCGUCGCCUGAAAUUAACUUUACCAACCAGAUGAAUUCUAAUUGUAACUCGCUCCGAUACUACUCCUAAAAUGUUGCGAUCGCCAUCAGCUGACCGGAACAAGGAAGCUGUUGCCCAAAUCCUCAUGCAUUACGCAGGGCUCGAUAGGACUGGGUUUGCGUUGGAAGUUGGAUCGGGCACUGGACAACAUGUGGUUCAUUUCGCAGCAAGGAUGCCAAAUAUAACGUGGUUGCCAAGCGACAUCGAUGAACCAUCCGUUACCAGUAUAAAUUGUUACCUUCAAGUAUAUCAACUGAAGAAUAUAUUGCAGCCGAUUUAUUUAGACGUAUCACAACCCGCCCAUCAAUGGAGUCCUCAUUUGAUACCGGCAUCCUGUGAUCUUAUUGUGUGUAUUAAUGUUAUACAUAUCUCAGCCAUCACCACCACAUCAGGUUUAAUAAAAGGUGCGGGCACUGUGUUAAAAAGCCAUGGAUUGUUAGUAAUGUAUGGGCCAUAUAAAGUACAUGGUAUUAUAACUCCACACAGCAAUGUAGAGUUUGAUAAGCAGCUCAAAAUAAGAAAUCCAGAGUGGGGUCUUCGAGAUAUAGAUUAUCUUAUUGAAGUAGCUGAACAAAAUGGAAUGAUACUAGAAGCAAUGCAUGACAUGCCAGCCAACAAUAAAACAAUUGUUUUUCGUAAAAUCAGCUAG
Molecule: messenger RNA, 907 nt
Organism: Saccoglossus kowalevskii
Lineage: Eukaryota; Metazoa; Hemichordata; Enteropneusta; Harrimaniidae
Product: methyltransferase-like 26
Source: RefSeq, a predicted model, not a curated record